Messenger RNA from Telopea speciosissima, 1911 nucleotides. RefSeq names its product putative pentatricopeptide repeat-containing protein At1g09680. The transcript has a single exon. The coding region runs from base 45 to 1820 and encodes 591 amino acids. NCBI's taxonomy places the organism in Eukaryota, Viridiplantae, Streptophyta, Magnoliopsida, Proteales, Proteaceae. Gene Ontology annotation, molecular function: protein binding. The record is from RefSeq and is a predicted model, not a curated record.
ACCCAAAAAGGUCUUAAACGUAGAGCAGAGGGAGAGAGAGAGAGAUGAUUACUCGGAAACAACUGAGGAAGCACCACCUCCUCUCUCUUUCACGAGUUGGGUUUUUCUUCUCCACCUGGUUUAAGCCUCCACUUCCCUACCAUGAUGAUCCCAUCCUCACAACCAUCUCCGAAGCCAUUAAGAACACUCCAACAAAGAAUCUUGAUUCCUCCCUCAAGAGGCUUAUCCCUACUCUCACAGCUUGCCAUGUUAUCGAUCUGAUCACCCACAACCCAUUCUCUCUCCACCCACCUUCUCUCCUCUCCUUCUUCAGAUGGGUUUCUUCGCAACAGGGUUUUCGCCAUACCAUCCAAUCUUACUGCACCAUGGCCCAUUUCCUCUGCACCCACCAAAUGCUAUCAGAAGCUGAAUCGCUCCUUCAUUUUGUCAUCUCUCGGAAGGGAAAGGACUCAGCUUCCUCUAUCUUUGCCACAAUUCUUGAAACCACAGGUACCCAUCAUCCAAAUUCGAUAUUUAAUGCUCUGAUGAAUGCGUAUACAAAUUCUGGUUUCGUCUCGGAUGCAAUUCAGUGUUUCAGAUUGGUUAGAAAGCAUGGGUUUCGAAUCCCGUUUCAUGCUUGCGGCAAUCUUCUGGAUCACAUGAUGAAGACGAAUUCACCGGCCGCUGCUUGGGCUUUCUACUCAGAAAUUUUGGGCUGUGGAUUUCCGCCGAAUAUCUAUACGUUCAACAUUUUGAUGCAUAAAUUCUGCAAAGAGGGUAAGUUGAAGGAAGCCCAGUUGAUCUUCCAUGAAAUUAGUAAGAGGGGUUUGGUUCCAAGUGUCGUUAGUUUCAAUACUUUGAUCAAUGGUUACUGCAAGUCGGGGAAUUUGGAGGAAGGAUUUAGGUUGAAGAACAUUAUGUCGGAAGCAAAUAUCCUUCCAGAUGUUUUCACCUACAGUGUUUUGAUUAAUGGGUUGUGCAAAGAGAGUAAAUUGGAAGAAGCACAUCAACUAUUCAAUGAAAUGUGCCAGAGAGGGUUGGUUCCAAAUGAUGUUACUUUCACUACUUUGAUUGAUGGACAGUGCAAGAAUGGGAGAAUCAAUGUGGCCAUGGAAAUUUAUCAGCAAAUGUUGAGGAAAGGAGUGAAGCCUGAUCUAAUUACCUAUAACACACUCAUUAAUGGCUUAUGCAAGGUUGGUGAUUUGAGGGAAGCAAGAAGGCUUGUGCAAGAGAUUUCAAUUAAGGGUUUGAAACCUGACAAGAUCACAUACACUACUCUCAUUGAUGGCUGUUGCAAGGAGGGUGAUUUAGAAUCGGCUAUGGAUAUAAGAAAGGGAAUGAUUGGCCAAGGUAUUAAGCUUGAUAAUGUGGCUUAUACAGCACUUAUUUCAGGACUUUGUAGAGAAGGGCGAUUUGUUGAUGCAGAGAGGACAUUGAAGGAGAUGUUAGGAGCAGGUUUGAUACCAGAUGAUGCUACUUAUACAAUGGUGAUUGAUGGGUUCUGUAAGAUGGGAGACGUGAAGAUGGGUUUUAAGUUGCUCAAGGAGAUGCAGAGUACCGCCCGUGCACCAGGUGUUGUAACCUACAAUGUACUUAUGAAUGGCCUCUGCAAGCAGGGGCAGAUGAAAAAUGCUAAAAUGCUUUUGGAUGCAAUGCUUAAUUUAGGGGUGGCUCCUGAUGAUAUCACUUACAACAUUCUCUUGGAAGGACAUUGCAAACAUGGAGACUCAGAAGACAAUGAUAAACUACGCAGUGAGAAGGGUUUGAUCUCUGAUUUUGCAGCUUAUAAUUCACUAAUUAGGGAUAUAAGUAAAGAUGCCAAGAAUCGCCAAAAGAGAUGAUUGAUUUAUGUUUAACAUUCAUGCUUUAUUGGGUAGCAUGGCUGUGAGUGAUCAAAAUAUCGCAGAUUAAGGUUGUGUUUGAUAUGCAUUC